UGCUGCAAAGACCCACCAAUAAUCGCAAUCUGUACUCAAACUUAGUGACCGCAGGUAUCUGCCAGCCGAACCAAGAUGCUGUCGCUACCUAUGAUUGCACCGCGACCGGACGCCUCCCUCUGGCCCUCCCACCGCGCAAACCACAGCUACAUCGACGACAGAAGCUCACAGUCACCCCCUAACGCCAACUCGCACAACCAACGCCGACCAACCUCCCACCAUGGCCCGCGCCAUACUUCCGCCCUCCUCGCAGCCCUCACAAACGACGAGAACACAAUCGAACAACGCAAGCAAAACGUCCGCCGUUUCGGCGCUGGCUGGCUCCGCCCACCGGGUGUUGCCAAAACCCUGCAGGCGAUGAAGGACGAGGAACUAGAGAAGGAGGAACAGGACAUGAUGCAGCGGAGGGAGCAAGUGAUGAUGGAUCUAGCAGCCGCGCAGCAAGAUGCUGCGAAUGAAGAACAGCGAGAACAGGGAGACCAAAUGGAAGGCCAAGAAGAGGAAGAACGAGAUCUAGACGAAGAAGUGCCCGAAGCGUCGGCCUCUGAGUCUGCUUCUGACUCGUCCGACGACCCUGGCAGCGAUGACGAGGGCCAGGAUACUACCGUGCCGUUCAACGAAGACUCUUUUAUCGAAGGGAGUAUGCUGGAAGCGGAGGUGAGCCACAUGCUGGAGAUGGAGGAAGCGGAAAUGGCGGGCGUUCUGCAAGACGAGCGCGAUCUAGACGACGAUGUGCCUGAGGCGGGGAGCUACGAGCAUACCGACUCUGAACUCGAAGACUCCAGCGAUAUCGAUCGCAGCCACCUACCCACACCGCAUCUCAAUUCAGCUCGGUCGAGACGGUCGAUGAGAAGAGAAAGUGGGAGACGGAGCUCGGGACGCAGGAGCUCUGGGCUUCCGAGUGGUAUCGUGGCUACCGGCGCUGGUGCAGGCCCUGUAGCUAGUAGACUUAGUCUUGGGGUGGACCUGGGCCGGGGGAGGAGUAGCUUCGGGAUGGAUGGCAGCAGUUCAUUUAUGGAGAGCAGCUCGUUUCUCAGGAGCUCACCUGCUGGCGCUGCGGCUGCAGUGCGAGGAACUCUUCGAGACCGCUUCUUAGGUGCUGUGAGGGGUGGAAGGAGGGAUUAGGCUGUUGCUAUUGACGACAUGAUUGAUAUCCACGAGACACGACUUAUGAAGUUACGAGCUAUGAUGGGAAGGUAUUAGUAGCAUUAGGAGGUUUUUGAAGAACUGGUUUAUUAUCAAUAGCUGGUAAUAAUGCUAACAUUCUUCGCACUCGCUGUCCAGCCUGUUGCGAUCGCUCGCCACACUCUCCUCUUCUCAUGCAAAGCAUCGAGGGCCUACCCCAUUCACACUCUCUUCCCCCUUAUCACUAUUACCCCACCGUCUUCUUAAUCCAAUAAUUCCCACAUCGCCCGCCCCAAGAACGCCGCCGCAUCCCCAUAAACAUCUGCCCAGACCUUACGACCCCUCCUCCCCAACGCCAAUGCCACUCCUACACUCCUGAUCCAACGUUCAAGCUGCCCCACGCCCACCUCGAGGAAAAAGACUUCCAGCCGCGCUUCGACAGU
Messenger RNA from Cucurbitaria berberidis CBS 394.84, 1568 nucleotides. RefSeq lists its product as uncharacterized. The record is from RefSeq and is a predicted model, not a curated record. NCBI's taxonomy places the organism in Eukaryota, Fungi, Ascomycota, Dothideomycetes, Pleosporales, Cucurbitariaceae. The transcript has 2 exons. Gene Ontology annotation, cellular component: anaphase-promoting complex. Bases 76 to 1125 code for a protein of 349 amino acids. Gene Ontology annotation, biological process: anaphase-promoting complex-dependent catabolic process.